Penicillium brevicompactum is the source of this 1848-nucleotide messenger RNA. Its product is annotated as putative alpha-amylase. The record is from RefSeq and is a predicted model, not a curated record. Gene Ontology annotation, molecular function: starch binding; calcium ion binding; alpha-amylase activity. Lineage: Eukaryota; Fungi; Ascomycota; Eurotiomycetes; Eurotiales; Aspergillaceae. The coding region runs from base 1 to 1848 and encodes 615 amino acids. Gene Ontology annotation, biological process: carbohydrate catabolic process. The transcript has 9 exons.
AUGCUCUUUUCUCUAAGUGUGCUGCUCCUAUUGGGGCAGAUGGCACUGGCCCUGACGCCUGCUGAAUGGCGAAGUCAAUCAAUCUACUUCUUGCUAACUGAUCGAUUCGGGCGUGAUGACAACUCAACCACCGCUACUUGCAAUACCGGUGACAGGAUCUAUUGUGGCGGCACCUGGCAGGGAAUUAUCAACCACUUGGAUUACAUUCAAGGAAUGGGAUUCACCGCAAUCUGGAUCACCCCUAUCACCGAACAAUUGACCGGGAACACUGGCGAUGGCUCGGCGUACCAUGGGUACUGGCAACAGGACAUUUACGAUGUAAACCCAAAUCAUGGAACUGCCGCCGAUAUCAAGGCACUUUCAGCGGCUUUGCACGCCCGAGGGAUGUAUUUGAUGGUCGACGUGGUUGCUAAUCACAUGGGAUAUGCUGGUAUUGGAAGCAGUGUGGACUACAGUGUCUUCAACCCUUUCAGCUCAUCAUCCUAUUUCCACUCCUAUUGUCUGAUCAGCAACUACGACGAUCAAUCCAAUGUCGAGAAUUGUUGGCUCGGGGAUACCACGGUAUCUCUGCCAGACUUGGAUACAUCACAGACUUCAGUCCAAACAAUCUGGAACAACUGGAUCUCCGAUUUGGUGUCGAAUUAUUCCAUUGACGGAUUGCGCAUUGAUACUGUUAAGCACGUGCAGAAGUCAUUCUGGCCUGGGUUCAACGACGCUGCAGGUGUCUACUCGGUGGGAGAGAUCUUCGAUGGAGACCCAGCUUACACCUGCGACUAUCAAAAUUAUCUGGAUGGUGUUUUGAACUACCCGAUUUAUUACCAACUGCUGUAUGCAUUCCAAUCGUCCAGUGGGAGCAUCAGCAAUUUGUACAACAUGAUCAACACGGUGGCGUCCGACUGUGCUGACCCGACUUUGCUGGGGAAUUUCAUCGAGAACCACGACAAUCCACGGUUCCCAAGUUACACGAACGAUUAUUCACAAGCCAAGAAUGUGAUCUCAUUUUUGUUCCUGUCAGAUGGCAUCCCCAUCAUUUAUUCCGGCCAAGAGCAGCACUACAGCGGCGCGAGUGAUCCUGCCAACCGCGAAGCCCUCUGGCUUUCGGGCUACUCUACUACGGCAGAGCUCUACCAGUGGAUUGCCACCACUAACAAGAUCCGCAAGCUGGCGGUCUCCGCAGACUCCAGUUAUAUCACCACGAAGAACUCUCCCUUCUACCAGGACAGUCAUACCUUGGCCAUGAAAAAGGGCUCAGUGAUCACGGUCCUCUCUAACAACGGAGCUUCCGGAUCAUCUUACACAUUGUCCUUGAGCGGUAGCGGAUACUCCUCGGGCACCAAGCUGAUGGAGCUAUACACAUGUACAUCCAUCACCGUCGAUUCAAGUGGAAACAUCCCCGUUCCAAUGACUUCGGGUCUCCCUCGCGCUCUCAUACCGGCUUCAUCACUCUCCACCACUGGCUUGUGCGGCUCAACGACUUCUACAACUACCACGACCGCAGCGACUGCCACAGGCACAGCCUGCACGCAAGCGACUGCACUUCCAGUGCUGUUCAAAGAGCUAGUGACCACCGCAUACGGACAAAAUGUGUAUAUCUCAGGGUCGAUCAGCCAGCUGGGAAGUUGGGAUGCGAGCAGUGCCAUUGCGCUAUCUGCAAGAAGUUAUACAUCUUCCAACCCCCUGUGGCAGGCCACGAUAACAUUGCCAGUGGGAACAGUAUUCCAGUACAAGUUCAUUCAGAAGACUAGUGGUUCCACCACUGUGACUUGGGAAAGUGAUCCUAAUCGCUCCUACACUGUGCCGAGCGGAUGCUCAGGAACAACAGCCACAGUGACUGCUUCGUGGAGGUAG